ACUUGGGUAUUCCAGGUACGGGGGGAAAUUAAACGAUCCUGAUGUCGUUUUGGUUUUCCUUUUUUUUUGGAGACAUGAUCAUGAUGAUACAAGGGGCUAGUGUGUUCAUUUGUAAAAAUACAGACAUGCUAUCUACACUGUGAUCAGCUCCAUUAUGCUGCCAUCAGUUCCACGCUUGAAUGAUUAUGAAAGUGAAGAAUACUAGCUGUACUUUGAAUGGGCUGAUCGGCUGUUAAAUAAGAGGGAUAACUCUGACUAGCAAUGACGACCUUUCUGAUGACCUGAUCGCUCGGCUGAUCACAACAAUAGUAGUGUAGGAGUGUUAGUCAUGGCGAGUGGGCAGUAAUGUUUUGUCAACAGAACUGGUGUAACAUGUGACGUUCAUAUACCUGUGUUAUUCUACAACCGUGAAAACCCACUGAGGAAGUGAUGAACCAGGUGAAAGAUAAACUGACGAGAAAUUGGAGUACCGGAGAUUGGGAUGGAUGUUUGUACAGUGGUUCAUCUUGUCACCGUUGUCUAAUGUUUAGCUAGACUGGUAACAAAGGGGCAGUGUUGACAAUGGAACCUUGUCUGUAGCGCUACAUCCUGUUAUAUAGAUACUUACCUAAUAAGACAGUCGUACAUGUCAAUAUAUCAGCUGUUUACAACCAAGGAAAGAAAGCCAUACUUUGUUAAUGAAGAAAGGAAAUUGAAUCUAUGUUGUGACUGUCACAUGGAAAUCCGACAAAUUCAUGGAAGUUUUGUUUAUAGAUUGAAUAUUAACAGCAGUGUCAUAUAGUAUUUGGAAAUUGGAAAACUGAAGAAGAUACAAGACUUGGAUUAAAUUUAGAGUCUAUGCCUGUACAUAUAUGUAAGGAAGAUGAAGAUAUUGAUAGAAUCACAACAAGGAAAUUGCUGACUUUUGCUCUCAUGUAAUUUCCCCGUGGACUCCAAUUAAUACAUUAUACACUAGUGUGUCAAUAUCAUAACUGUUAACCGCACAUCAACAUUGGGGAGAGGAGAUUAUCAAUUAUUCAUUACAAUGUCUACUCCUGGUGUGCUAGCAGUGACACUGGUUGUUAAGCUGUAUGUAUGUGAAUUCAGCUCAACAAAUCUUCAUUUCUGAUUGGUUUGAUUGUCUGGACACUGGACAGCACAUGUAACACUGGACUGCCUGACCAGAUUAAGUCCCUAAGCUCAUUAGCAUAGAUACUGUGAGAUAGCCUGCCAAAUGAUUGUACCCUCCCCAAGGAAUUAGCACAGGGCCAAGUGUAUAUGUUGGAAUUAGCACAGGGCCAAGUAUGUAUGUCGGUUAGGUACAGACAUGUGUCUUCAAUUAAGAAUCAACUGAAACUUUUUUGAGAUAAUUUUAUUAUUAAUUUUACAUCAACACCGAUAAUCAUUCUAACAGUUUCUGUAUCAAAGGACGGAAUAUCAUUACACAGACAUUUGUGUAUAAUAAACACAGGAUUAUGAUGCAGAGGGAUAACAUAUGAGCAGUGUACUAUUGGAUAUGUAGACCAGGUGCUGUGAUUGUUGGAUGUACCACAGGGCCUUCAUCACAGGGAAUUAUACAGCUUGGGACAGAUUUUUCUCUGAGAACAUUUGAUUCAUAUAACAAGCACAUGUUCACAAAAUGCCAUCUGGCGGAGUUUUCCCCAGUGUGUAGACAGCUACAUGAGAAAGCCCACAUUGAUCCAGAGUCUGGGACUGUCUGCACAUGUACAGUGCAUUUAGCUGAUCACGCCAACUAAGAUGAUACUUGUAUAGUAAUUUGUGAAUGUGGAAAUACAAACUGGAGUUUUAGGUUUUAUGACUGUUUUCUGCUGCAAAUGUUUUACAGAGGUAAACGUGGACCCAUACAGGUGUGAUAGAGCACCAAUUUGCUGACACAGUGUAAACCUUUAGCCAGUCACGAUGGGAUGUCAUAACGGGACUCCAGGAAAUUAUUGAUACUGGUGAUAUUAUUGAGUACUGAUAAAGUACACAGAUUUACUGUACAUAAUCAAUGUCAGGUGGGCAGCUGUAUAUGUUGUUGUUAAGGCUGACGAUCGUUUAUAUUACCUAACGGGAUGUCUGUUGACGUAAUGUGUUGAUUGUGACAGGAUUCAUGAUCACAUAUAGAAAUAAAUACACUGCAAUUCAUUAUCUUUGCAGUCGUCAAUUAAAUAUCCAAAUUUUAAAUGUCAGUUGAUGUGUGGAGACCAGUGAUAUCUAAGUGUUCCGUGUGCUCGUGAUCAGCUGUGAUUUGGUUCGCAUGUUCACAUUGAUAACAAGUUUUAUUUACCCUGGCAGCACUUACUGAAAGAUAUAUUUAGACUUUCCACCCUCCAAUAAAGCUGGUGCUUACAGUCGUUGUUUAAAUAAGAACAACUUCAAAGAAAGAGGUGCUGUUAUUUCCUUUUUGUGAACUGAGGAUUUUGUACCUGGAGAGAAAAGAAUGUGUAUUGGGGUGGUAUAGGUGUGAGGUCAGAGUUCACCUUAUAUCAGGUUAGUGUGUACCAGUAUGUAACAACAUUAGUAGUUAUUUGUUGAGGAGCAGUACGCUGGCACUGUUGUCCCAUCCUCUCUGCCAGCCUGCCUGUUUAGUUAGGCCCUACACCAUAUCUGUAACUGGAUGGAUGAAAAGUGGAUGGAUAAUGGAGGCCUAACACAAAUGUGUGUGCAUUAGGAUGUGAAUAUAGAGUGAUCUCACCCCCAUUAUAUUGUUGUGUAGUGAGGUAUGGAAGAUAGUCGAAAGCGGUCUGGUAUAUCGUAUAGCCGCCUUCGACACCAACGCUCCUCCAGUCCCUCUGCCAAAAUAAGCACUAAUUCUCGUAGAUCGCAGAGAAGUGCUGCUGCCAAUCGGGUCUGUAACCAAAGCAUAUUUGAUCUCCAAUACGGUGAUAUCCAGAAAGAUUCAUCCCCUCACAGUCAUCUUAAAUAUGGAUUCGUUGAUGAGGAAGAUUUUGAGGAGUUCAAGCACGAUUUAAAAAAGUUCAAUCAUCUUAAAGAGGAGUUAUUUGAGGAUUUUGGUUUGUUUAAAGGUGAUUCUAAACCAAAACUUCUCACAACGGCAGAGGCUCGCAAAAGUAGUCAUUUAGCUGCCGAUCCACUCAUGGAGUUCCUGAACAGUGAUGAGCACUUUCAGGAGUUUGAGAGGGUGUUUGAAACGUUUAAAAGUAAUCGGUUUUCUGAUAGCUUGGACAAGCUUCGGUGUUCGUUAAACAGGUAUGGAGAUGAGGAAGAGGAGGAGGAACAUGAUCAUGAGGAAAUUGAUGAUAAGUGUGAUGUAUUUGAAGAGGAAUUAGAGGAUUCUCAAAUAGAGGAUUCUUUUACGGAUUUCUUUGACCAUGACGAGGAUUUCAUGGCAUUUGAACGCGAGUUUCAAAAUCUUAAAAAGGUGAAACGACGUUCUAAGGUGCUACAACGGAUAAAUCGUAAUUCAGGCUGUGAUAUUGUUCAGGAGUUAAAGGCGUUCUGUGAUAAUGACCCCUCCCUCAAGUAUGACGUAAGUCCAGGGGAACAACAAGUGUGGAACUCAGGUGGAGAGUGGGAUUAUAUAUUCAAUAAAUUAAAAAGUGACAACAAUGUGUCGUUACCACCGAGUGCGUCGGGGAGUCUACGCACGUGUACAAGUAUUAAGGAGGACAGCAUAGCUGACUUUGAUACAGGAUUUUACUCUAGUGCUAAAAAUCAGGACUUCAAUACUUGCUCAACACUUACAGAUUUGCCAAAUGUAGAAAAUGAUUGCCAGUUUACGUGUCACCAGACGUGUGGACCUCUAGUGCGACUUGGAUGCAAAGCAUCACCUGUUGAUGAGGGACUGCCCCCUGACCCGGUCUCCGCAGAAACCUCUCUCACAGACCCGCCUGACCAACAGACCACAGCUGAUGCAGGGUCAGAGGCCACUAAUGAGAAAGAUGAAACGGACAGUGGAUACAGGUCAGGCACAAUACCUGAUGAAAAGUUGCCACGGAAACCAAGUCAGGCGACACUUAACAGAGAGGAACUCAGGCGCAAGAUUGAGGAGUACAACAGUGUAUUUCCUGCUGCCAAUGUGAUACUUAAGGAAGAGACAGUUGAAUCAUUCCAGGGAUUUAUCAAAGUUGUGUUGAAUCUCCACCGACCAAUAUGUAUGUCUCUUGGUGCCCGUCCUCCGUCCAUCUAUGAAAUGCUCACCAAAGAACACAUCGUGGAGCAAAACACAAUGACUGUGUCCUUCUACAUGCCACGCGACACAUGCAAGUCCAUCCACAUCACCAGUGAUAUAACAGCUACUGCUGUCAUUUCGAUGUUACUGAAGAAGUUCCACAUCCUUGAUCAUCCCAGGAAGUUUGCCUUGUAUGAACAGGAACACAGCCCCAAGGGUAAAAUAGUGAAGCUGCGGAGACUGCCUGGCAAUGAGACCCUUUUGUCAACAUGUGUCCACUGGGAGAAGGAUCGACUCCGGUGUACAAGGCUGGUCCUACAGGAGAACGAAACGGGAGAAAUUGUGUGGGAGAACUUCAGUAAACCAGAGCUAGAGAACUUCUUAAUAGUACUGGACAGAGAGGAAAACGAGUAUAUCUCACAGCUUCAGUACAAAUACUGUGUCAUGAAGAAAAUCAUCCAUCAACGCUUCAAGGAGCUACGCAAGGAACGCAGGAAGUCCGCCUUGCUGGAGAAACAAGCAAGCCUUCAGUCCUGAUCAUCUGGGACUUUCCUGGGAGUCAUAAAGAAAUGAAGUUUUUAUCAUGAUGUUACUAGAUAUAACAUGUGGUCAAGAUUAGUGGAGAAUUAGGUGAUUUCCAGGAUUUUCUGAGCUAAAUCUUUGUUCUGUGAUGGUUGUGCGAACAUUUAUCAUGGUGCUGUGGUGAUUGAGCUGGCCGGGCGACCAAUCGCGAGACCUCAUGGACUUUUGCUGGGACAUAUCCAGAGUGACAUGUAGACUAAAGGACUGGUGAUACUAUUGUCCUCUGUGGAUUAUAUAUAAUGAGGUCUCCGGUAGCAUUGGAUACUCGCCCACUUGUGAGCUCCGGCUUCCUCCGGUAGAGGCUUAACUUGACGCUCACUUCACGGAAAUAUCCGCAAGACAGGUGACUUGGACGUUCUGAUGUGGCUCAGACGCAGGAUGUCUUUGAGACACGUAACUGUCUUACUCUGUAUAGACUCUGCAGUCUUAAUGAUAGACAUGUCUUAAGAUAUGCAAUGCUGUCUAACAAAAUAUGGACAUAUCUUGAAGAUACGAUUGUCUUAUGACUAAUAUAUAUGGGACUAGUCUUAAUCAAGGUGUCAAUGGUCGGCAGGAAAGACAACAGUAUCAUAACAGUGCACAAGGCUUGUGUUAAAAUAUCUUGCUUGCAGAAUGUGAUGAUAAGGAAUUUGUCAUAACUGUGAGGUUUCAACAAUGUCUGGUUGAAACUCCCAAUGUUGUCACUUCGCGCUGAGACACAUGUGUCGUUACAAAGACAAAUAACAGUUGUCGUCACCGAGACAUGUUAGGGAG
Molecule: messenger RNA, 5449 nt
Organism: Mizuhopecten yessoensis (Yesso scallop)
Lineage: Eukaryota; Metazoa; Mollusca; Bivalvia; Pectinida; Pectinidae
Exons: 7
Coding region: 2705-4651 (648 amino acids)
Biological process (GO): signal transduction
Source: RefSeq, a predicted model, not a curated record